CACAACUCACGAGGUUCAAAAAAGGCAAUAAAGUAGAAACAUUUUUUUGUAGACAAUAUAGUAGAAAUAUUUGAUAGACACCAAUAAGGAUACAAAGAAUGGGGCCUUGAUGUUAUUGGGAAGUUGUUUUUUUAUUAUUAUCAUUCACAAAUGGUCUGUGUUUUUUCUGGGGAGAUUUUGUUUUGUCCUUUUGCGUAGUGGGGGGGAUUUUUCAUUUUUGUGAGGCUGUGGAGCUUCUGAGUGGUGUGAUAGUAUUGCAACUACAGUUUUUAGUGUGUGGUUCUGUUCGUCAGGUGGCCUAGCCGAAACAGGAGACCCUCCCAUGGUGCAGGAUAUUUGUCGUUAUGUUUGUCAAGCCGAGGUGUUGAUAAUGAUGAAAGGUUAGGUUUUUCUUAUAUGCUUGCACCACUGUAAUGAGUUACUGAUUCAAAAUGGUAAUGGUGGAAGUGAGCGAGUGUAAUAGAAAUCGGAGAAUACCUCCGUUUCUUGGAUGUGUUUGUUCUGGUCUUCAUGCAGCUCUAGGUGGAUAGUAAUGGAGGGUUCAUCCGAGUCUGCCUGGCAGAAAUCUGAUAGUUCUAGGGGAUUGAAUGUUUCUGGAGUCUCAGACAGGAAUCUGAGGCUUCUUCCUGCCAACAGAAUUGGCUUCUCAGGUGAUGCAUGGCAUGAUUCUGUGUUUGGAACGGAUAGAGGUAGGGUUGCGUUGGCUCACACGGAUCAUCUAAAAAACCAAGGUGGUUCUUUUGGAGUUUGUGAGGAUGAGGUAGCACUUAACCGUUUUGUCCAUACCAUAGAAUGGGGUGAUGCUAGUUUGAGGGAGUGGUUGGACAAACCAGAACGCUCUGUUGAUCUCUUAGAGUGCUUGCACAUAUUUAGGCAAAUUAUGGAGAUUGUUAACGUAGCACAUUCCCAAGGAAUUGUUGUUCAUAAUGUGCGGCCUUCCUGCUUUGUGAUGUCCUCUUUCAAUCAUGUCUCCUUCAUUGAGUCUGCAUCUUGCUCGGAUUCUGGUUCUGAUUCUUUGGAAGAUGGGACCAACAGUCGAAAUGUGGAGGCUAAGAAUUCAUCCUUUUCGUUGCCCUAUGAUGGGAAUCAACAAAGAAGCAACCUAGGAAGUGAAGAUUUUCGAUCCGUUACAGCACCAACUAAUGCCCUAUCAGACACUGCUUGUGUGCAGUCAAGUUCAGUCUACACAGCACGCGUAUCAUUAACAGAACAGAGUGAAGAAAAUAAAGACAGAGAUAGGGGGAAAGUUGAAGCUGCAGAAGAAAAGAAGCAACCAUUUCCAAUGAAACAGAUAUUGCUCAUGGAGAUCAAUUGGUACACAAGCCCCGAGGAGGUUGAGGGUUCUCCAAGUUCCUGUGCUUCAGACAUUUAUCGGCUGGGGGUUCUUCUCUUUGAGUUAUUCUGUCCAUUUAGCUCGAGAGAAGAAAAAGGUAGAACUAUGUCUAGUCUGAGACAUCGAGUUCUUCCACCUCAAUUGUUGCUGAAGUGGCCAAAAGAAGCUUCAUUUUGCUUAUGGUUACUGCACCCUGAGCCGAGUAUUCGGCCAAAAAUAAGCGAGUUGUUACAGAGCGAGUUCCUGAAUGAACCAAGGCUUGAUUUCAAAGAACGUGAAGCAGCAGGUGUGCUUAGAGAAAGAACAGAGGAGCAGGAGUUGUUGCUGGAAUUCCUUUUGCUUAUUCAACAAAGAAAACAGGAAGCUGUUAAUAAGUUGCAAGACACUGUUUCCUUUUUGUGUUCUGAUGUGGAAGAAGCAAUGAAGCAGAAAACAAUUCUUAGGAAAAAAAGUGGUUCAUGCCCAGAACUGGGGAAAAAUGAUUAUUUGAUUUCAAGUCCCCCAUCAAUGAAUAUUGUUGAUAGUGAUGAUUCUACUAGCUUGGGGUCUAGAAAACGAUUUAGACCAGGACUGAAGAUUCACAACACAGAGGAAUGUGAUGAUAAUCUCGAUGAUGGUCUGAAGUCAGAUACACUCAGUGGCAAUAGUGAAAUCUUUCUUUCAAGAAGAUCUCGGUUAAUGAAAGACUUCAAGAAACUGGAGUCUGCAUACUUUUUGACAAGAUGCAGGCCAAUCAAGCCCUCAGGGAAACCAGUGAGCAGGCACUCGCCAAUAAGUAGUGAUGGUAAGGGGUCUAUUGUUGUAACUGAGAGGAGUUCCGCUAAUAAUUUGGUACCGAAAGAUCAGUCAAGCGAGGGUAGACAAAGUGGCUGGAUUAAUCCAUUCCUUGAAGGGUUGUGCAAGUAUCUAUCCUUCAGUAAGUUAAAAGUUAAGGCAGACUUGAAGCAAGGGGAUCUGUUAAAUUCUUCAAAUCUAGUAUGUUCUCUCAGUUUCGAUCGAGACGGACAGUUUUUUGCUACUGCUGGUGUAAAUAAGAAAAUUAAAGUAUUUGAAUGUGACACGAUCAUAGAUGAAGAUCGUGACAUCCACUAUCCCGUAGUUGAAAUGGCUAGUGGGUCAAAGCUAAGCAGUAUAUGUUGGAACAGUUAUAUCAAAAGCCAGAUUGCUUCAAGUAACUUUGAAGGUGUUGUGCAGUUAUGGGAUGUUGCAAGAAGUCAAUCACUGAUGGAAAUGAGAGAGCAUGAGAGGCGUGUAUGGUCCAUAGACUUCUCAUCAGCAGAUCCAACAAUGUUGGCCAGUGGGAGCGAUGAUGGUUCUGUUAAGCUAUGGAGCAUCAAUCAGGGAGCCAGUAUUGGUACCAUCAAAGCAAAGGCGAAUGUCUGCUGUGUUCAGUUUCCCUUGGAUUCUGGUCGUUCCCUUGCAUUUGGUUCGGCAGAUCACAGAAUUUAUUACUAUGAUCUCCGUAACCUCAGAACUCCUCUCUGCACAUUAAUUGGACACAACAAAACCGUGAGUUACGUCAAAUUUGUUGAUGCAAUGAAUAUUGUUUCUGCAUCCACGGAUAACACUCUGAAGCUCUGGGACUUGUCAAUGUGCGCUUCUCGGGUUAUUGACACUCCGCUUCAAUCAUUAACAGGGCACAUGAAUGUAAAGAAUUUCGUUGGUUUGUCAGUUUCUGAUGGUUACAUUGCUACUGGUUCAGAGACAAAUGAGGUGUUCAUCUACCACAAAGCUUUCCCCAUGCCUGCAUUGUCAUUCAAGUUUGACAACACAGACCCACUGUCCGGCCACGAAGUGGGUGAUGCUGCACAGUUCAUUUCUUCUGUUUGUUGGCGCGGUCAGUCCUCAACCUUAGUUGCUGCAAAUUCUGCUGGGAAUAUCAAAAUUUUGGAGAUGGUUUAAUUUGGUCCAAAUCAUUCACAAUUCUUAGGAAAAGGAUAGACGUGUAGGGCAGAGACACGAGGUUAAAGAAUCUUACGCCAAAGAAACUUGUGUAGCCAAGACAGGCUUUUAAAUGUCCUAGGAGCUCGAUGAUUCCGAGCAACUUGGGAAAAUUUUGGCAUUAGAUCAUAAUAGCGGAUAUGGUUUUACCUGAAGAGUGAGGAUGGUCUUUUUCAAUUGUAAUUUGUAAUGCAGAUAAAAUUUCAAAGAAUAGGAAAAUGUAUAAAAUUGGUAUAA
Molecule: messenger RNA, 3511 nt
Organism: Juglans regia (Persian walnut)
Lineage: Eukaryota; Viridiplantae; Streptophyta; Magnoliopsida; Fagales; Juglandaceae
Product: protein SPA1-RELATED 3-like
Exons: 8
Coding region: 491-3235 (914 amino acids)
Biological process (GO): protein phosphorylation; photomorphogenesis
Molecular function (GO): ATP binding; protein kinase activity; protein binding
Source: RefSeq, a predicted model, not a curated record